AGAAGGGGAAAAAGAAAAAAAAACCCUCCGAGGCUUGUUAUGGAGUUCGUGUGAAGGGAAAACGGAUUUCCUCCCUUCUUUACCAGUUAAACCAGUAUCUCUGGAUAGAACGCACUCAAGUACUGCAACAGGUAGUGUCUCUGACCGCAAACUCUUCCGUGGCUCCUCUGAAAAUAAUCUCCCCCCUUUUCUCUCUCUGCGUUUAUCUCAAAGCGCUUUUGUUCGUUCUCCUUAUCACUUGGAAAAAGUUUUUACCCUUGUGGUCCCUGAUGGCUUCGCACAGUGAUACUCUGGUGGUGUUCUUUGGGGCAACAGCUGGUGCAAAUGGGGGUAAACUGGGUUCGGAUGAGAGGGAAAUAAUUCUCUUGGUGUGGCAAAUUGUGGAUCUACAUGAGAAAAAGGUCGGAAAGGUCCACAAGUACUUUGUCAAGCCGGACUCUUUGGAGCUGACAGACCAGUGUAAAGAAGAAACUGGGCUGAGUGUGGAUGACGUCAUUAGUGCAGAGCCUCUGGGCAAAGUACUGCAACAGUUCCAACAGUCUGUAACAUCAGAAGUAAAAUGCCUCGGCAGGAACUCCUACACCCUCCUGGUGGACAGCCCCCAUAUCAUCCGACAGGCCCUCCACCCAGAAGCCUCCAAAAAGAACUUUGUACUACCGGAGUGUUUCUUUUCAUUUUUUGACGUGAGGAAGGAAUUUCAAAAAUGCUGCUCAAAUGCAGGCCCGGUCCAGAAGCUCACACUCUCCUCUAUGCUGGAGUAUGUUGGCCAGCCUGCUGUAGCAGAGCAGCAGAUUGGGGUGAGAGAGGUGAGGAGCAUGGUGCAGCUCACUCGCUCCAUCCUGGCUGAGCCUCACAAUCACAAAUUCUGCUCUGUGGAAAGAGUGAUGUACAAGUUUGAUGCCGGAACAUGCAGUAAGACCGAACCAGUAGAUAGUGAGACGGUGAUCAGAGCGCGGGGCCUUCCAUGGCAGUCUUCAGACCAGGACAUUGCUCGAUUCUUCAAAGGACUUAAUAUUGCCAAGGGUGGCGUGGCCCUCUGUCUGAAUGCUCAGGGCAGGAGGAAUGGAGAAGCCUUGGUUCGUUUCAUCAACUCGGAGCAUCGAGACCUGGCUCUGGAGCGCCACAAACAUCACAUGGGCAGCCGAUACAUUGAGGUCUACAAAGCAACAGGAGAGGAGUUCCUGAAGAUUGCUGGAGGUACGUCCAACGAGGUGUCCCAGUUCCUGUCCAAAGAGAACCAGGUGAUCAUACGGAUGCGCGGGCUGCCGUUCACCUCCACGCCUCAGGAAGUUCUGAACUUCCUCGGCCCGGAGAGCCCGGUUACAGAUGGUUCUGAAGGUCUGCUCUUCGUCAAGUACCCUGAUGGACGGCCGACCGGUGAUGCCUUUGUGCUCUUCUCUUGUGAGGAGUACGCUCAGAACGCCUUAAAAAAGCACAAGCAGAUCCUGGGCAAGCGCUACAUCGAGCUGUUUCGGAGCACCGCGGCGGAAGUGCAGCAGGUCCUGAAUCGUUACAUGUCCGCUCCCCUGAUCUCCACGCUGCCCACUUCUUCCAUGGUGCCACUGCCGGUCCUCUCCACGCCUCCCUUCCUCCCAUCAGCCAGCAGCACCCGGGACUGCGUGCGCCUCCGCGGUCUGCCGUACACAGCCGGUAUCGAGGACAUCCUGGAGUUCAUGGGCGAUCACACUGUUGACAUCAAACCCCACGGAGUCCACAUGGUCCUCAACCAACAGGGUCGGCCUUCCGGAGAUGCCUUCAUCCAGAUGAAGUCACCUGACAGGGCGUUCCUGGUGUCCCAAAAGUGCCACAAGAAGACGAUGAAGGAUCGGUAUGUGGAGGUCUUCCAGUGCUCCACGGAGGAGAUGAGCAUCGUCCUGAUGGGAGGAACGUUGAACCGUAGCGGCCUCUCGCCUCCGCCCUGCAAACUUCCCUGUUUGUCACCUCCAACAGCCUACACCGCCUUCCCUCCUACUCCUGCCAUUCUCUCUGAGGCUGCUCUUUACCAGACCCCCUUGCUGGCUCCCCCCAGACCCCCACAGGCCACCAUCCACAGCUCCGCCCACACUCUGGCCUACUACCCCCCUCAACCGCAUCUCUACAUGAACAUGAACUACACGGCUUACUACCCCAGCCCCCCAGUUUCUCCCUCCACAGUCGGCUACUUUGCAGCUCCCCCCGGAGCCAUGGCAGCAGCGGUUGCAGCGCAGUCCCACCCCUCCGCUGCCGCGACCUCCUCUAUGCUGCCUCAGCCAGGCGCCCUGAUGAGGAUGCAGGGUUUGCCCUACAACACCGGGGUCAAAGACAUCCUCAGCUUCUUCCAGGGAUAUCAGCUCCAACCAGACGCAGUGCUUAUUCUGUAUAACUUCAGUGGCCACUGCAGCGGCGAGGCUUUGAUCACUUUCCCUAGCGAAGAGAUGGCCCGACGGGCCGUAGCAGAGUGCUCAAACCACCAGUUCUUUGGCCAGCAGGUCCACUUGGCGCUCUGUAACUGACCACCAGCCCUCCAUCUCUCUCCACCUCGUUCGCUUUCUGCAAAGUGCCAUCUCUCUCCAGCGAAACCUCCAGACUCCACUUUGUCUCUGCAGAACGCUUUUCUCCUCUGAGCCGUCACCGCUGGUCAGACACUCGUGCGGCCGCCGUUAGUUUUUUUUUUAACUGACUUUUACAACCUGUACCACCUGAUUGUGGAGAGGAGAUGACUUUGGAGCCCUGACGGACUCUGAUGUGGCUCUGCAAAACUGAACUUGCAAAUAUAUUUAAGUACUUUAUAAAUGUGUCGCUUAUGGAAUUGUACAAACGUUUGUCCUGAAAAGCUUGAGGCUGUACAAACAUCCAUGCACCAAAUGUUUCUAUAAAUUUCUAAUGAUUUCACUUGGACAACUAAAGGAUUUAAACUUUUGUGUUCAUGAACUUGUCUAGGCUUGAUGUUUAUUAUUUGAUGUCCUCCAGCAGCGUAAGGAUGGAGAAGUAAGCCAUAUAAACUGCUUUAGAGUAGAAACGCUGGCGUGCAUCUGUACGUUAAAAUGAGUUUUGAGCUUCAGGGACGUUCUGCUUCACCAGACUUCACCACAGCUGUUCCCGAACACCAAAUCACCCAUGACUUUGUUUUUCUGUUGUAAAAGCAUUUAUUGUUCUUGGACAUCCACAUGUUUUCUAAGCACUGCAGCUUCCUCUCUGCUCCAGCUGUGGGGAAAAUGAGCUGCACAUCUGUAAUAGCUAGAUAAAUUAAUCCUAUUUUUAUGAAUGCAGUUUCUUUAGAAGAGCUGGGACUUUUGUUAUUAAAUGUAAAACAACCGAGGCUUUUUGCUGAAUUUUUUAUAACGACCAACCACAGCUGCUGCAUAUUUUGUUUCCAGGCUGCGAUUCCUGCCUGCAACCAGACUACUGAGUAAAGUUGCAUGACUUUGAUUUUCCUUCCUGUGAAAAGCCUACUGACGGUUUAGCUUUAGUUGAUCCCCUUUACUGUGCCUACAUUACCCAGAGUGCAAUAUUGGCCCAACAGAGGCUAAGUCAGCUUCUGGUGGAGGACGACAUGUUUCUUAUGUUGUGAGAACACGUGCAUGAAAUUAAGUCUUUGUAUAGAUUGUAAACAAUAAAAAUAUCAAAUGUAAA
This is a messenger RNA of Nothobranchius furzeri (turquoise killifish), 3612 nucleotides long. The record is from RefSeq and is a predicted model, not a curated record. NCBI's taxonomy places the organism in Eukaryota, Metazoa, Chordata, Actinopteri, Cyprinodontiformes, Nothobranchiidae.